Messenger RNA from Caenorhabditis elegans, 1267 nucleotides. It is a transcript of the gene zipt-2.2, whose product is annotated as Zinc transporter ZIP3. Gene Ontology annotation, cellular component: membrane. Gene Ontology annotation, biological process: zinc ion transport; transmembrane transport; metal ion transport. The coding region runs from base 140 to 1189 and encodes 349 amino acids. The transcript is spliced from 7 exons. NCBI's taxonomy places the organism in Eukaryota, Metazoa, Nematoda, Chromadorea, Rhabditida, Rhabditidae. The record is from RefSeq and is marked reviewed. Gene Ontology annotation, molecular function: metal ion transmembrane transporter activity.
UCAUUUAGUUCGUGGCGUGUCAAAUCGGAAAAAUAUUGGUUUAGAUCCAAAUUUAUAGGCUUGUAGGACAGAAGUGCUCAAAAUUGGCAGAUUCGGAUAAAAAUUAUUCUGUGGAAAAUAAAAAGAGACACUCCAUACAAUGGUAACAGCUACAGUACUACAGUACAUCCUUGCAUUUGCAAUGUUUGUAGUAACAGCUGCAAUUGGAAUUGUUCCCCUUUUUAUUGUGCGGGUGAUGAAACGAAGUCAGAACGAAAGUGAGCAGGGGUACCUGUCCUAUUUGACUUGCUUUGCCGGCGGUGUGUUCCUUGCCACGUGCUUCUUGGAUAUCAUUCCUCAUAUUAACGAAGGAUACGAAGAGCUCAUGGAGACCUACGAUCUUAACUGGCACUUCGCAUACCCCCAAUUCGUAACCUGCUGCGGAUUCUUCUUCAUCUACUUUAUCGAGGAGUUCACCACUUUUGUUUUCGGGAAUGGUCAACAACCUGGUCACGGGCACUCGCAUUCGUUGAAUAAGGGCAACAAAAUCACCACGACGUCAGACGGGAGACUCAGCCCGGGGAUGCCCAAGGAAAGAAAAGGAAGUGUCAAUAUUACAAACCUCCGAAUGGAAGAAGCCUCAACCUGGGUAGUCUCUGAUGAAAAGUCGAACAUUCUGAAAUCCCUGACCUUCGCCGUCGCAAUGUCCUUCCACUCACUCCUAGAAGGAUUUGCCCUCGGAGUUCAGGACUCGAAAGGAAGGAUCUACGCGUUGUUCUUCUCACUGUUGCUACACAAGGGUGUUGAGGCAUUUUCAGUUGGCUUGCAGAUUUCUAUGGCUAAUUCGAAUAAGGUCAAAACCGUCCUCGCCACCAUCCUCAUCUACAGUCUCAUGGCCCCACUCGGCUCCAUCAUGGGCUCCAUCCUCCAAAACUCGGAAACCAACAUUUACAAAGACUGUGCCAUCCUGCUCCUCGAAUCCCUUGCCGCUGGAACAUUUAUCUACGUGACAUUCAUCGAGAUAAUGGCAUCCGAGAAGAGCAACGACUUUAACCAUUUGAAACAGUUGUUAUGGAUCAUAAUCGGGUUCGCCUUGGUCACAACCAUGCAGGUCUUCUUUGGACAUGAGCAUGGUGGGGAGCAUGCUCAUGGGGGAGCAGAAGGAAAUGGUACGGAGCAUGGGCAUCAGCAUCACCAUCAUGGUCGUUGAUUAGGAUUUACUGAUCUAAUUUAAAUCGAAUGCUUUAAGACGUAUUUAGUUGUAUAAUAAAACUAUAAAAUCAUUUUU